CUAAAUGCGAUGCGACGUUAGUGUGUUGGAUCUCGCGCGGUGGAUACGCGAUUCAACUGUUCGCACGACCGAUGCGAUAUUAGGACGACCGGGAUUAUUCCGACAGCAAAGUGUAGUUUUCAAUUAUUUUUAAGUAGUGCGAGAUAAUUAAUACGUGACAGUAAUUCUUCUGGUAGUAUAUUGGUAUUGUGCGGUGGUUUUUCUUCUUAAUCGUCCGCUGAUGUUUACAAGACGAGAUAAUAACGAUGCUGUUGUUUGUUCGCGACAAGUGAUCGCUACAAAGUGAUGGUGGAUCCACUUAAAGUUUUUUGGGUGCUUACCAACAGUACUUAUCUAGUGAGCAAAUUUAUCCGCAUUGGAAUCGCGGACAAGAAUGACAACCCGCCUUACUUCGACAAGGCCCUUUACGAAGCGGAAGUCGACGAAAAUGAAGAUAUACAGCAUACCGUACUCACUGUCACCGCCAAAGAUCAUGAUGAAUCUUCCCGUAUUCGAUACGAGAUCACGAGCGGUAACAUAGGAGGCGCCUUCGCCGUCAAAAAUAUGACAGGUGCUAUUUACGUAGCUGGCGCUUUGGACUAUGAGACACGGAAACGGUAUGAGCUAACCCUCGUCGCCUCAGACAGUCUCAACGAGAACUACACCACCGUGGUAGUGUACAUCAAAGAUGCCAAUGAUCAACCACCUUCCUUCGAUCAAUCGUCGUAUAUCAGGGUCAUCGAGGAAGAAGUACCCGGAUCGUACCCUUUUCUGCUGAUGGUGGUAACCGCCACGGAUGGGGACAAGGACCGUCCGCAGAACAUCGUCUACUUCCUCACGGGACAGGGAAUUGACCCGGAUAAUCCCGCCAACAGCAAGUUCGACAUAAAUCGAACCACCGGGGAGAUAUUCGUGCUGAAGCCCUUAGAUAGAGAUCAGCCUAACGGUCGACCUCAAUGGCGGUUCACUGUAUUCGCCCAAGAUGAAGGUGGUGAAGGUCUUGUAGGAUAUGCCGACGUCCAAGUCAACCUUAAAGACAUUAACGACAACGCCCCUAUUUUCCCGCAAGGAGUUUAUUUGGGAAACGUUACCGAAAAUGGUACCGCGGGAAUGGUAGUUAUGACUAUGACAGCUGUAGACUACGAUGACCCAUCCGAAGGUACCAAUGCUCGCUUGGUCUAUUCCAUCGAGAAAAAUGUGAUCGAAGAAGAAACUGGUUCUCCAAUCUUCGAAAUCGAACCAGAAACUGGUGUUAUCAAAACAGCCGUGUGUUGUUUAGAUCGUGAAAGGACUCCUGACUAUUCGAUCCAAGUGGUCGCAAUGGACGGUGGAGGAUUAAAAGGAACGGGAACGGCUUCUAUACGUGUUAAAGAUAUCAAUGAUAUGCCACCCCAGUUUACGAAAGAAGAAUGGAUUACCGAAGUCGAUGAAACAGAUGGUACUAGUUUACCAGAAAUGCCCAUACUAACAGUCACUGUCCAUGAUGAAGACGAAACCAACAAAUUCCAGUAUAAAGUCAUCGAAAACAGUGGUUAUGGUGCUGAUAAGUUUACCAUGGUAAGAAACAACGACGGCACAGGAUCACUAAAAAUAGUACAGCCGCUUGACUAUGAAGAUCUUUUACAAAGCAAUGGAUUCAGAUUCAGAAUACAAGUUAACGAUAAAGGAGAAGACAACGACAACGAUAAAUACCAUGUGGCUUAUUCUUGGGUUGUUGUUAAACUCCGAGACAUUAAUGACAAUAAGCCUCUGUUCGAACGGCCGAACAUUGAAGUUUCGGUCUUUGAGAAUGCCGAAGUAGGAAAAAGUCUUGAAACGUUUAAAGCAACUGAUCCAGAUCAAGGUGGUAAAAGCAAAGUUUCCUAUGCCAUUGAUAGAUCAUCUGAUCGUAAAAGACAAUUUACGAUUAAUCAAGAAGGCACUGUUAGCAUUCAAAGAUCACUGGAUAGGGAAGAAACUCCCCGUCAUCAAGUUAAAAUCCUGGCGAUCGACGAUGGAGUGCCACCAAAAACCGCAACUGCAACGUUGACAGUUAUUGUACAAGACAUCAAUGACAACGCUCCAACUUUCUUGAAAGACUAUCGACCUGUUCUUCCUGAACAUGUGCCGCCAAAGAAAGUUAUUGAAAUAUUGGCAACGGAUGAUGACGACCGGUCGAAAAGUAAUGGACCACCGUUCCAAUUUCGCUUAGACCCUGGAGCAGAUGAUCUUAUUAGGUCGUCAUUCAAAGUGGAACAAGAUCAAAAGGGUGCCAAUGGUGAUGGAAUGGCUAUAGUUUCAUCCCUUAGAUCAUUCGACAGGGAAGUUCAAAAAGAAUAUUUAAUUCCUAUAGUAAUUAGAGAUCAUGGAAACCCGGCAAUGACAGGAACGAGUACACUAACUGUAGUUAUAGGGGAUGCCAAUGACAAGAAAAUGCAUCCUGGUUCUAAAGAUAUCUUUGUAUACAACUACCAAGGCCAAGCUCCUGAUACAGAAAUUGGUAGAGUUCAUGUGGAUGAUUUAGAUGAUUGGGAUCUUCCAGAUAAGAAAUUCUACUGGGAAACAACAGAACAUGCAAGAUUCAGGUUAAACGAAGAUACAGGAAUGAUUACGAUGCGACAUGGCACUAGAGAAGGGCGUUACUAUUUGCGAUUUAAAGUUUACGAUAGAAAAUUUACUCAAACGGAUGUUCCUGCUAAUGUUACUGUAACAGUUAAGGAAAUACCACAUGAUGCAGUAAUAAACUCAGGUUCUGUAAGGAUAGCUGGAAUCACUGACGAAGAUUUUAUACGAAUAUGGGAUUAUAAAACAGAAAGUAUAUCUAAAAGUAAAGCAGAAAAGUUUAAAGAAAAAAUAGCUGAUCUUUUAAACAUCGAUCAAGAUAAUGUAGAUGUUUUCAGUGUGCAAUUAAGAAGGAAGCAUCCCCCUUUAACCGACGUACGAUUUUCUGCCCAUGGAAGCCCAUAUUACAAACCUGUUAGAUUGAACGGCCUCAUAUUAAUGCACAGGGAAGAAAUAGAAAAGGAUGUAGGAAUUAAUAUUACAAUGGUAGGAAUAGACGAAUGCUUGUACGAGAAUCAAAUGUGUGAAGGUUCUUGCACAAACACUCUGGAUAUCAGUGCCUUGCCUUACAUGGUUAAUGCUAAUAAAACUGCGUUGGUAGGAGUACGGGUUGAUGUUUUAGCUGAAUGUACGUGCGGCGCUAGAAACUUUAGUAAAGAAGAAAAUUGCCGAAAUAAUCCAUGUUACAAUGGAGGGCGAUGUGUUGAAACCCGAUAUUCGUUAACUUGUUCAUGCCCCGCUGGGUAUAAUGGUCCUAGAUGUCAACAAACUUCGAGAAGUUUUAGAGGAACUGGUUGGGCAUGGUAUCCCGCACUUGAAAUGUGUGAUAAUUCGCAUUUAAAUUUCGAAUUUAUUACUAGAAAGGCAGAUGGUUUAUUAUUAUAUAACGGCCCCAUUGUUCCUCCAGAAAUUGAUGAAAUUUUAGUGUCCGAUUAUAUUGCCGUGGAACUUGAGCGUGGCUAUCCGCGUUUAUUGUUAGACUUUGGAUCUGGUACUUUAGAACUUCGAGUUAAAACUAAAAAGACCCUAGAUGAUGGAGAGUGGCAUAGACUGGAUAUAUUUUGGGAUACCGAAAAUGUUAGAAUGGUAGUUGACUUCUGCAAAUCAGCAGAAGUAGCCGAAUUGGAAGACGGAUCCCCUCCAGAUUUUGAUGACUCAAGUUGCCAAGCCCAAGGAAGUAUCCCUCCAUUUAACGAAUACCUUAAUGUGAAUGCACCCUUACAACUAGGUGGCUUAUAUGUUGAACAGUUUGAUCCCACUCACUAUCAUUGGCAGUACAUGCCAGUGGGAAAAGGAUUUGAUGGUUGUAUUAGAAACCUAUAUCACAACUCGAAACUUUAUGAUUUGGCACACCCUGGUUUAUCUAAACAUAGUUUCACUGGAUGUCCACAAACUGAAGAAGUAUGUGGAAGACCGGAACAUACGGCUAGAUGUUGGGAACAUGGUACUUGUAUGGGAAGCUUCACAGAGGCAAAAUGUCAGUGUGAUCCCGGAUGGACGGGACCAUCAUGUACUAUUCCCACUAUACCAACAUCGUUCAAAACACAAUCCUAUGUAAAGUAUGCCCUAAGUUUCGAACCCAAUCGAUUCUCAACACAAAUACAACUGAGAUUUAGGACAAGAGAAGAACAUGGUGAACUGUUUCGUGUUGCCGAUCAACACAAUCGCGAAUACGGUAUACUCGAAAUUAAAGAUUCUAGAUUGCACUUUAGAUAUAAUCUCAACUCCUUGCGAACUGAAGAAAAAGACCUUUGGUUAAAUGCAAUUAAUGUAGACGACGGUCAGUGGCAUACUGUAAAAGUCAGCAGAUAUGGAUCAACUGCUAUGUUGGAAUUAGAUGGAGGCGAAGGGAGAAGAUACAAUGAAACAUUUGUUUUUUCUGGUCAUCAGUGGUUACUUGUCGAUAAACAAGAAGGAGUUUAUGCUGGAGGAAAAGCUGAAUAUACUGGAGUUCGAACAUAUGAAGUUUAUGCAGAUUUCCAAAAAGGUUGCCUUGAUGAUAUAAGAUUAGAAGGUAGACAGUUACCACUACCACCUGCAUUAAAUGGAACUCAAUGGGGACAAGCAACAACAGCAAGAAAUUUGGAAAAAAAUUGUCCAUCAAAUAAUCCCUGUGCGAACGUAAUUUGUCCUGAGCCAUUUGAAUGCGUCGAUUUGUGGAAUGACUACGAGUGCACCUGUGGAGAGGGGAGAGUAAUGUCACCUGACAGCAAAGAUUGCAUGGACAAAGAUGAAUGCUUAGACUUACCCUGUUUAAACGGUGGCACCUGCUUUAAUCAGGAGCCUCGGUAUCGGUAUCACUGCAGUUGUCCUGAAGGUUUUUGGGGGGAAAACUGCGAGCUCAUCCAAGAAGGACAAACGCUCAAACUCAGCAUGGGGGCUCUUGCUGCCAUUCUCGUCUGUUUGCUCAUCAUUUUAAUCCUAGUUUUAGUAUUUGUAGUCUACAAUCGCAGAAGGGAAUCCCAGAUAAAGUAUCCUGGACCUGACGAUGAUGUUCGUGAAAAUAUAAUUAAUUAUGAUGACGAAGGAGGCGGCGAAGAUGAUAUGACUGCAUUUGAUAUCACUCCCUUGCAAAUUCCUAUUGGUGGACCAUUACCUGAAUAUAUACCGCCAAAAUUUGCUUAUCCACCGCCAAUCUUAGGUGUAGGUCAGGAACCCAAUGUUGGAGUUUUCAUUGACGAGCAUAAAAGAAGAGCUGAUGGUGACCUCAAUGCACCACCAUUUGAUGAUUUGCGCAAUUACGCUUAUGAAGGAGGUGGCAGUACAGCAGGCUCUCUGAGUUCGCUUGCUUCAGGAACGGACGAUGGCACACACGAAUACGACUACCUGGGCGCAUGGGGCCCUAGAUUUGAUAAACUGGCAGACAUGUAUGGUCCUGGAGAGGAGAUUGAACCUGACGACGAAUAAUCUAAGUGUCGAUCAUAAUGAAAAACAUUCCUUCGUCACAAAACCUAUUAAAAAUAAUAUAAUCACGUUCUUCUACGUGACCCAUAAGACUGUCCGCCACAUACGCGACUUAAGCGACGAUUGUAGGCAAUUGUUCACUGUGUGCGUGUGAAGUUUCCCGAAAGCCUACACACUUCUUUAAAUCCACUGCCAUUAUGGUUUAUAUUAUUAUUUUCACGAUUUUACGUAUUCGUUAUAAUAAGUACAUACAUGUAAAACAAAAUGUGGAAAGUAUCUUCGAUGAUAUUCUCGAGAUUUCUUCACUUCACUCACUUCACAUCUCAAUAAUUGCUUAAAGAAACGUAACGUUACCUCAUAUGUUUACUCAUCUUUUUGUCCUGAAAAAUAAAUACUCCCACUACAUAUACAUAAUUAAAUUCAUAAUUAUCAUAGGAGCAUAUGUAUAUCAGUUUGAUAAUAUUCAUUAGAAAAUAUAAACUCGGUACCAUUUUGAAAAGUACAGGGUUCUUUUGAUAGCAUUAACCAAGUGAACGCGGUUUUCUAAAUUUUGGUUUUAAAUGCUUUUUUUUUCUUGUAAAUUCAAGCUGCAGUAAAAUAUUUAAACAAUUCGUAGGGUAUAUUAUUAUCAUAAUUUACUAACCAUUAAGUAGAUACAAAAAAAAUUAAUUUCGAAACAUAGGUACUGAAAAGCGUUAUAGGUAAGCAUAAGACAUUAGUCGUGUUACAUUGAUCAUUGGAUGCAUAAUGAAUUACCAAAAAUUUAGAUACGUCGUCUGCAUUAUGAUCGGUGUUUUUAGAAGAGUACUUUUUAGUGUUUUAUAGUUUUUAAUGAAUCACCCGGUGUAUUUUUCAAAAUUUUUAUUCUACAUAGGUACCUACUUAAUCAGAGGCGGAUCCACAGUGGGGGAAAAUGGGCGAAAUUGACACCCUGUCUCCUACUAAUCCCCCUAGAGCUGUACGAUUUACAGAUUACAUCAAUAUCUUCCUUUUAAAUAAAUAUUUUAAUAAUGUAUAUCACGGUAAUAUGUGCGAUUUACAAUACGAGUUGUUUUAUUAUUGAGUGAUCAAUUUUUACUAUUAUUUUAAACACUACCCUGAAUAUUAUACCAAAUAACAUCAUCUCUAGAUUUUAGAUAAAGUAAUUCCCAUUUCCCCCAAGAAUUGUUUUUGGAUCCGCCCCUGAAUUAUGCUUUUAAUUUUGUACAACAGUAUUUAAAUAGUAAUAAAUUUAACUACUGUUACAAUAAUUUGUUUAACAGAUUGGCCUAUUUUUUCUAACAUUUCUUGUUUCGAAAUAUAAUUGCUACUUUUUAAUGUUUUAAAAAUAAUUCCAAAUAUUACAAUCUCUAGUCAAAUAUUUUCAAUAUAGUUUAAACCACCCCUAAUUGUUAAUAUUAGUAGAAAAAAGAAAACUUACGAUUAGGCAAAAGAACUAAACUUAAUGAUCCCACUUAUGCAUUAUCAGAAACUAACAAAUUUUCAUACGGAACUGAGAAAGAAAGUGUGAUUGUUUCACUUUUCUAUGAAAUUUAAUAUUAGUUUUACGAAGUAAUUAAGUAAUGCAUAUAUUCUUGAGAAGGCUUACCAUCAUCUAAUCAGUAUUAUAUACCAAAUAAUCAAAUACGAUAAAAUUCCUUACACAUCAUUGCAAUAUACUCAAACAUAUACAGGGUGUUCGUUCUACCAGUAAACUAAAGUAUAAUAUUUUAUAUGUACGGUGUGUUUGUUUUGUGUCAUAUCAUUUCAUCCGACUAUUCUUAAAUUUGUUUAGUAUAGUACUACAUGUCCUUUAGUGUUUUUGUUUUAAUAACUAAGAUAAAAUCAAAUAAAAAAAAUGCCCUAUUAAAUAUUUAAUAUUGCACGAAUAUUAAUGUAAUCGUUGUGAAUGAUAGGGUGAAGGAGCUCUCGAAAUUAAAUUAAUUUGUAUACAAUUUCAUCCUUUAUUUAUUAGGGAAACUUCUGUGAUUGUUUGCAGUGUUUUUCGUUUUAAUUUUACUAACCCACGCGCGUAGUAAAUAAAAAUGCGCCCCUGUCGUGUACCAUUCAAGCCAGUAUUCCUAAGAGCAAUGUAGUAGUAACCAUCAGUCACUAAUUAUCUUACUAUUAGAUCAAAUUAAACUGUAGAUUAUUUAAAAGAAAAGUAUGCAUGCGUGAAAAUGUGAAUGUUGCAUGUAAUGUAUGUAGUUUAAUUGAUGUGAAUGGUCGGAUGAAAGCUUGUCUGUAAAUUUUUAAUGUGUAUAUAACGAGAAGCUGUAUCGUUUGAUUCAGCAUCAUGCCUAACCUGUUGCCAUAUAUUAGUUGAUCACUUUUAUAUAAGUUUUCGGCUCAUUAGUUUAUUUAAUGUAAGUAGGAAUGUAUAUAAGUCAACAUAUAAAAGUGCAAAAGAGUGUGAAAGAGAAAAAAGAGUAAGUUCGCGAGGGCAAGAGAAGUCAGUGCCAAUAACACUAACUUAUAAUUAAUUAAAUGUAUUUAAUUCUGGAACGAUGCUGUGUAAUUAUAUGUGUUUGCACUUGUGUAUUAUUUUGGGUGUAACUUAAAUAUUUAUAUUAUUAGCACAUAGCACAUCAAACGAUUACUCAAAAUUAAAAUUUUGUAUUUUCUUUCGUUGUUACGUUUGAGUGUUUCUAGUGAUUUAGUUUAUAACGAUUACCAUCAGGUGUUUUAAAAUGAUUGCAGCAUGUCAAAGACUUUUAUGUGACUGAUAUUUUCAUUGUGAAUUUCUCAAUUAUUUAAUAAAGACUUUAUUGCAAUUUACCUUUUAAUGGCUAAAUAGUUCUGUCGUCUUUUAAUAAGUUUGUUGUGAUAAUUAUAAUUAAAAACCUGUAAAAUAACAUUAGUUUCUAAUCAUAUUUCACAUCAAAUUAUUCUAAACCGAUCGAAAAACAAUGCUCUCGUUAAUAAUUAAUUAAAUAUAAACAGUAGAACGACAAAUAACAGGCGUUAAGAUUGAAGCCCGAAGUUAUUUAUAUAAUGUCUCAUCCAAUAACUUUUGGAAGUUUUAUUAAAGUAUUACCUAUAGUUAUAGAACUAACAUAACUUAUUUUUUGUUUUAUAGUUUGUGUAUGGUGUUUUAGGAAAUUGGAAAUGAAU
Messenger RNA from Agrilus planipennis (emerald ash borer), 8517 nucleotides. RefSeq names its product neural-cadherin. Lineage: Eukaryota; Metazoa; Arthropoda; Insecta; Coleoptera; Buprestidae. Gene Ontology annotation, cellular component: catenin complex; plasma membrane. The transcript has 13 exons. Gene Ontology annotation, molecular function: calcium ion binding; cadherin binding. The record is from RefSeq and is a predicted model, not a curated record. Gene Ontology annotation, biological process: homophilic cell-cell adhesion. The coding region runs from base 286 to 5427 and encodes 1713 amino acids.